AUGUCCAGCAAAAGCCCUGCUGUCGCGCAGACUAGCACUGGUGGAACCCCAGGCACGAAUGCGGCUGCGGUACUAGACCACUCGAAAUCGAGUAUCAGAGAGAAAUUGCAUCAAACAUACGCUUCUGAUCCAAAAUACAAGAAGUACACACAACAAGUGGAGAAAUGUCUCAACGCAUUCGAUAAUGUACACGAGUGGGCGGACUGCAUCGCGUUUCUGAAGCAGUUGUUGAAGACGUUUCAAUCCUACAUGCAAUUCAAGGAGAUCCCGUACAAGCUUAUUGUUGCCAAACGGUUAGCUCAGUGCUUGAAUCCUGCUCUACCGACUGGCGUGCAUCAACGUGCUCUUGAUGUUUAUACGCACAUACUUUCUGUGCUUGGAACCGAGGGUCUAAAACGGGACCUGCCAUUAUGGUCGUCCGGCCUAUUCCCGUUCUUCGAGUAUGCUGCUACAUCAGUCAAGCCGAUACUACUGGCCAUAUAUGACACACAUUACUUGCCUUUACAAGCUGAUCUGCGCCCUGUGAUGAAGUCAUUCAUCCUUGCGCUACUUCCGGGUCUUGAAGAGGAGACUGGCGAGUUCUUCGAAAAGGUGCUAAGCCUACUCGAUCGGCUGUCCGGGACUGUCUCUCCCGUAUUCUUCAUCCAGAACAUAUGGCUCAUCAUGAUAACAAUGUCCUCUGCACGUGGAACCGCUCUGAACUUCCUCUCUCGCCGACUACCGCGAUUGCACGCGGACGAAGAUAUCACUCAGAUAGUAGGUAGAGAUAUAGGGCUUAUGAUCCGUGCAUUCGCAGCUGCGCUCGAGGACGACAAUUUGUUAGUUCGAAGAGGCGCUCUUGAUAUUCUGUUGCAGUCGGUGCGGAUCGAUAGUGCCGCUAUCAAACGAGCACAUUCAGAAGACACUGUCAUUCUUAUGAGAGCUGCGACUGGUGUAGUCCUCCGUCGGGAUCUAUCGCUCAAUCGCCGGCUUUAUACCUGGCUGCUGGGACCGGACGAGAAGAGCGAGAACCAAACCGUGUUUCUGCGACAGCAUGCUCUACAGCUAUUGAAUACCACGCUCAAGGAUGAAAUGUUUGCGCCUUCAGGGGAGUACUCCGAAUCAAGACCGUUCAAGAUUUUUAUCUCGCUGUUGGACAAGUGGGAGAUAGGAUCAGCCUUGACUGAUGUUCUUGUACUGGACGCUCUUAAAGCAAUCCGAUUUUUGAUGCAGCGGGAUGCGGAGGAACGGAAUGAGGAUAUUUCUAUGACUGCCAGUACGCUGUACGAGGCUGUCGAGCCCAGUAUUCUUUGGAAACAGCUAUUGGCAGCGAUGAUGAAAGAUUUGACCGAAGACAAUAAAACUGGGGCAAUUGACUUGACCUUAUUCCUACUCCGCUCACUCCCUAUGCAAGAUGACGAAGUUCGCAGCAUUCACCUACCAGUCAUUUUUGCCGCCAUAACGGACAAGCUACAGCGUGAAAUCAACAACGACCCGUCCAAGGCUUCCCCUUCUAUUCGAGAAUGUUUAGCUCUUCAAGAGGAAAUCUUCCAACAUAUACCUCUGGAAUCUCUCAGUCAGCGGCCUGGGCUAAAUGCGGCACUUCAGACAUCAGCCUCGUCUCUUAGUUCACUCGCAUUCGCCCAUGCAUUUUACGGACUCGAAUUCACCGAAUCGAGACCGAGCAGUGUGCUUAAUCCUUUAGCGGCUGUUUUAGAGCACAUGUUCUGCAUAAGUCAAGCGUUGGCACGAUUGCUCUCGACUCAGCAAGGGGGUUCAAUAGAACUUCGAGCAGCAUUCUCACAGGUGUUGCGAGUCUUGUCGAGUGUUGUGCGUGCGGCGGAGAGAAGUUGUGAUACGACUCUCAGUUUGUCAUGGAAACCUUCUGAGUGGCUAUACUCUAUGCUCGAUUGUCUUGACCUGGAGGCCGUCAGUUUCACCCUGGUAGACCAGGUAGUGUCUUUGAUAUUAUCUUUGGAUGGUGCGCAGAAGCUCAGCCCAAAGCUGUCGAUGGAUAAAAGACCAGUCGUUAGUCGCAUGGUCAAGAAGCUUUUCAGAUACCUCCACGCAGACCUGGCUACUUGUCAUGUGCGAGCUGUCAACCUCAUAUGGUCCAUAGAAUCAGUGUCGCGGCCCCAUGAAGUUGAAUCGAUAAUAGCGCAGAGCAUGUGUUCUCCCGAGUCGAGAAACGUUUUCGAGGCGCACGAGGCUUUUGGAGUACUUUGGCGACUGUCAGAGGACGACUCACUUCCGGGAGUGCGCCUGAAGGUGCCGUUGAUGAUAGUCUUGGAGACCUUGAAACAUGAUGAUCCAAGCCUGCGACGCGUAGGAGAAACGUGGAUGCGAUGCAAUUUGAGGUCGUAUAUCAGGGUCUUGGAACCUGUCCUCCGCGACCUUUUGGACCCUUCUAUCCGUCGAAUACCCAGAGCUAGCAGAGUGAGCGGCAAAGAAAUCAGGGGCUAUGUUUACGAGAGGCCGUUUGACCAGCGCUAUGUCGCUCACCUUCUCGAUAUUUUACUCUCGAUCGUCCAAUUCGGUGGUCAAGGAUUUUCCAAGUCUGCCCGCGGUACUUUCAUUAGGCGUUCACAAGACCAUGUGCUGCUCCAGAGGCUUAGCUUAGCCGGGAUAGACGCCGAGACAAGCUACCUCGAUGCGCUCAUCGAGGUAUUGUCAAGGUUCCUCCAGUCCGAACCCAAAGAUCAAGAUGCUCUAGUUAUGCAGCCACUGAACACAGCCAUACAAUCUUCCGCCAUCGACCUUCUCCAAACUAUUGUCGCUCGUGGAGAAAUUGAGAUGCUCGCCGUUGAAAUUCUCGAACCAGCUGUCAUUGGCAAACUUUUCCUCUGCGUCCAUUUACAUCGGUUGGACUUGCAAAAUAAGUUGCUGCGGUUCCUCCACUCCAUCAUAUCUGCCUCGACGUCUCACGCCUACAACGGAAACCCGCCUUCUGAGGAUCGAAGUGCAGAAGGCUCGCAGGACGGGAAAAGGGGCUACACUGUCAACUCCCUACUAACACAAACUAUCAUAGAUGGUAUUGCGAUCCCGCAAAAUCGUCCUGUGAUGCAACACUGGUUAGAUUUUGUGCUCAUGGCAGUUCCCCAGUUCCAACCUGCCCUCCAGAGCGUUAUUUCCCCUAUUGCUGAUUGUCUUUGCCGACAACUACGCUUGCAACUCUCCGAUGUACUAAAGGCGAACCAGCCAAUGGCCAACGAGAAAUAUCCUCGGGUUGCGACUGACGCUGAAUUUAUCAUGCUUCUCAAUGCACUUGAGCGGUUGCUUGUCCUUGGAUUGACUCACAAGUCAGACGCCAAUUCACAAGAGGACGAUACUCCAGUUCAGGAAAAACCUGGGCCUGAAUCGGGAGGUAUCCUAGGAUAUGUCUCAAAUGUGUUCACUACGGACAACGCAUCUCUUACUGUCGAAGAUCAGCUGACGGCGACCAUACAGUCACUCUCACCUGGGUAUAAAUCCCUACAUGAUGGUAUCCGUGUGUUGCUUGCAAUAUGGGUCAACAUGGUGUGGCAUGACACCACCGGCCUGCGGCCAGAAGCGGAUUCGCUUUCUAUGAUUUAUAAUCGGACGCAUGCUCGUUGUCGAAGAGUCCUGGAACACCUGUUCCGCGCUCACCCAACGGAAGUCUUGGAGUCUGUCAUUGAAUGCUGGGAUCAUGAUGCAUUGCUACGCUCCAAGGGCUCUGAUCAGCCUGCGACAGGUGUCUUCGGCCUGGUCGAUGUCUUGAUCGCUAACGCGCAAAGUGCGGUGCAUAUGAUCUGCGACAGUAUAUCAGUACGUAUCUCCAACACCUCGGAGCGUAGUAGGAGACCCGCAAAUGCGAAUCUAUCGGAUGUCGUCCUAUUCAAUUUCUUGGAGCAAUAUUUCCAACGGCUUGAAGGGCCCCUUGCACUUCAAGUAUGGGGUCGAUUUAUGCAGCUCGCGAAGGACCUGGCGUCAAGUCGAGAUUUCAAGGUCCAAGUUUUCUUAGCAUUGAAGUGCUUAUGCGUGUUAGGAGACAAAGUUACUCAGACCACCGCCAUGGACGACAAGCGCAUCAAGAAAGAUCUCCAGGAGACAUUUGGAAAACUCCUUGAAGCAUGCGUUUCUUUUGUGGGUAGAUCGACGGAUUCACCAAAUUGGAUCAGACGUACCACAAAGGAGUCGAUGGUCACGAACGGCCGAUCCUCCCCUGCUCUUCGUGGUGGUGUCUCAGAUUUGAAGCUAGAUGAGAAACCCGAUUCCAGUACUGUAACGCUUUCAGACAAUGUCAAACCGACUUGGGGAGCAGAGUUGCCCACCCAGAUCACUACUUUCAUAGCAUCGACAGCUGUUCCGGACUUGCGCAGGUUUUUGAUGGAUAACGACAAGGUAGCGAAUGCUUGCAGUAACAUUGUGUAUUACAUUGUGAGCCCAAACAUCAAGAUAAAGGCCAGGCCUCUUGAUGCUGAUGUGGUUGUGGUCGACAUCUUUCGGGAGAUGAUUAAAAUCCCCCCUGCGAUAAAGGUUUGGCGAAGCGCAGUGAUCGAUGUCCUAUACGAUAAUCGCAUCUUCAACUCGAACUCCAGCGUUGCUACCAAGUGGAAACCCGUCAUCAAGGCAGUAUUUGAUGCCGAUAAAACUUCCUUCCCCGACCUUCUUAGUCGCGUCGCCACCUCACCCUCGGCCAAUAUUUUCACGAACAGAGAGCACGAGAUGCUUCUGCGGUCGCUUAACUUGCGACGACUUGCAUUAGUCCUCUUCACAGGGGAGAAAAAUCACUUCUUAACCCAGCUUCCAGCUAUACAGGAGAAAUUGGUGGAUAUCCUGCGCAACGUUCCAUCUCCGAUUGUUCAGUGUGAAGUCUACCUUUGCAUACGAGUGUUGUUGUGCCGCCUAGCUGCGCAUAGCAUGACGAGCUUUUGGCCCGUGAUCCUCACUGAACUAUACCGAAUAUUUGAGCAAAUAAUUGAUUCGAUACCUUCAGAUGGCUCAGAAGAUCUACAACUCAUCCUUUCAGCCAGCAAAUGCCUUGAUUUAUUGCUUACCCUUCAGACAGAAGAGUUCCAGAUGUACUUUCUCCCUCCUCUCCGUUGGAUAUUCAUUACCGAUACUGUGGAUGCCGUGUUUCGAUCUGAUGAUUGGUCCCCAGAAGCAAUGUUUGACCAGCUCGCCGAAGUAGUUGGCAGUUUGCCUAUUCCCGAGCCUCGAGAUCCCAGCAUAGGGCUACCACUGCCAACAUCAACCUCCCUUACUUUCCCUGCCCAUUCUAAUCGUGCUCUACGGAAGCCCAUGCUAAAGUCCAUCCGUCAGAUUGACUCGAUUAGGGACCUUUUCCCAUUCUUCUCUCAUGUGAGUAUCUCGUCGUACGAGAGUGUGUAUGCAAGUAGUGGGAACAUCGACUGGGAGGCGGUUGAGCAGGGAGUUUUAGACGAUAUGUUUGAUAGCCGGUGA
Molecule: messenger RNA, 5403 nt
Organism: Suillus clintonianus
Lineage: Eukaryota; Fungi; Basidiomycota; Agaricomycetes; Boletales; Suillaceae
Product: Dopey, N-terminal-domain-containing protein
Exons: 28
Coding region: 1-5403 (1800 amino acids)
Biological process (GO): Golgi to endosome transport
Cellular component (GO): endosome; trans-Golgi network
Source: RefSeq, a predicted model, not a curated record